Molecule: messenger RNA, 4960 nt
Organism: Octopus sinensis (East Asian common octopus)
Lineage: Eukaryota; Metazoa; Mollusca; Cephalopoda; Octopoda; Octopodidae
Product: atrial natriuretic peptide-converting enzyme-like
Exons: 38
Coding region: 165-4706 (1513 amino acids)
Biological process (GO): acrosome reaction; proteolysis
Cellular component (GO): membrane
Molecular function (GO): protein binding; serine-type endopeptidase activity
Source: RefSeq, a predicted model, not a curated record
CGGAAGAAAAUGAAGUCACAAGAUAAGGAAAAAAAAAUAUUUAAUGGUUUGUUGGUGAUGAUGACAGUGGCAGUUUUAGAAGUAAGCCGGAGGAGAAAAGUGGCUUGCUUGACAACUGUUAGCAGAGAGACUUGAGUUUAAGUGAGAUUUUUAUAGGUAACAGGAUGAAGUUAUCAAUUUUUGUUCAUGUAAUUCUUGUUCUUCCAUUGUUCCUGAAUAAAAUAGAAGCCAACAUGCAGCUUCGACAUGAAUCUGAAAAUAAAGCUGUCUUUUUUGAACCUCUUGGCCACAGCCACAUCGGGCUUGUUGGUAACACCUCUUUCUACAAUGCUGGUCUGAUAAGUAUUUACCGUAACAACAGCUGGGGUUAUGUCUGUGAUGACAACUGGGAUAUGAAGGAUGCCAAUGUAGCCUGUAAACAACUUGGAUUUUCCAGGGGUGCUGAAGUAGCUACAGGAAAUUCAAGAUAUGGUUUGGCAGAAUCAGAAAACUUUCUAAUGGAUAAUACAGACUGUAAAGGAGACGAAAGAGCUUUGCAAUAUUGUUCAUAUGAUACUGAACAUGACUGUAAAAAGGAUGAAGCUGCUGGAGUUAUAUGUAAACCGAACACUGGCUGCAAACCUGGUUGGAUUUCUGGUCCAAGUGGUUGCUAUCGUUUGUUUAUCGGCAAUGCUCGAAGACUCAAUGCCAAAGAAAUGUGUUACACUAAAGAUAGUCAUUUAGUAAUUAUUGACAGUUUGGAAGAAAAUGCGUUUCUUUCAGUUUUACUUCAGACCAAUAAUGAUAAUCAUGUCUGGUUGACAGAUGGUUUCAAGAAUGGAAGGAAUUGGGAAUGGAACUAUCAAAGAGAAACUAUAUCUACUUUCUAUUGGUUUCCUGGAUGGAUGCCUGAUAAGAAGUCUGCAGAGCCAAGCAAAAGAGGGAGAUGUAUUAGUUUAUCCAAUGUGUUUGAGUAUGAUGGAGAACUGCACAUGACUAGUUACUUCUUCUGGAAGACAUCUAACUGUAGCUCAGUCACAGGUUUUAUCUGUGAACGGAAAAAAACACCUGAUUUCACAGAAGAUUGUUACAGUGGAAAUGGUGUGUCCUACAGAGGGUCUGUAUCAGAAACAGGCAAAGGAACACCUUGCCUUAAAUGGACAGAGAAUCCUAAAUAUAACACAAUAAACUCUCCCAAUGCAGGUCUCGGAGACCACAAUUUUUGUCGAAACCCUGAUGAUGAUGAGCGUCCAUGGUGUUGGGUAGCACCAGCUUUCCAAAAUCAGUUUGGAUACUGUAAAAUUGAUCAAUGUAAAAAUGUUACAGAAAGCACAACAGUGGAAUCAACUGUGACUACAUACCCAACAACAGUGGCAUCAACUACUCCUACAACUAAACCUAAACCAACAUGUUCUCCUGUCCAAAUGCUAUGUAAAGGAUCAAAUACGUGUAUUUCACUCGCUUGGAGAUGUGAUGGAGAAAGGGACUGCAUCAGAGGUGAUGAUGAAGAGAACUGUCAUUGUUACAGUGGAAAUGGUGUGUCCUACAGAGGGUCUGUAUCAGAAACAGACGGAGGAACACCUUGCCUUAAAUGGACAGAGAAUCCUAAAUAUAACACAAUAAACUCUCCCAAUGUAGGUAUCGGAGACCACAAUUUUUGUCGAAACCCUGAUGAUGAUAAGCGUCCAUGGUGUUGGGUAGCACCAGCUUUCCAAAAUAAGUUUGGAUACUGUAAAAUUGAUCAAUGUAAAAAUGUUACAGAAAGCACAACAGUGGAAUCAACUGUGACUACAUUCCCUACAACAGUGGCAUCAACUACUCGUAAUAUCAGUUGUAAUAGUGACAAAAUGCUUUGUUCAGUAUCAUCACGAAAAUGCAUCCCAAUUUCUUGGAAAUGUGAUGGAGAAGCUGACUGCCCUGAUUCAGAAGAUGAAAAAAAUUGUGAGCUAGAAGUGAGUUGUGCUUCUAAUUCAAUGAUGUGUCCAAGCAGAAAGAUUUGCAUACCUCUUCAAUGGAAGUGUGAUGGAGAUCGUGAUUGUCCUGAGGGAGAAGAUGAGAGUAAAUGUGAUAUAGUUACAACUACAAAAGCUACCGUUACAACUACAAAAGCUACAGUUGCAACUACACAAGCUCCAGUUACAACAACUCUUUCCCUGGACUGUCCAGAUAAUGAAAUGUAUUGUGCAGCCACAAACACCUGCAUUUUACUGAGUUGGAAAUGUGAUGGAGAAAAUGACUGUCCAAAUGGGGAAGAUGAGAAAGAUUGUGUUAUAGUUACCACUACACAAGCACCAGUAACAAUUUUCCCUCUGGGCUGUUCAGCUAAUGAAAUGUACUGUUCAGCAUCAAAGACCAACUGCAUUCCACUGGCUUGGAAAUGUGACGGACAAAAUGACUGCCCUGAUGGAGAAGAUGAGGAAGAUUGUGAUAUAGUUACAACUACACGAGCUCCAGUUACAACUACACAAGCUCCAGUUACAACAACUCUUUCCCUGGACUGUUCAGAUAAUGAAAUGUAUUGUACAUCCACAAACACCUGCAUUUUACUGAGUUGGAAAUGUGAUGGAGAAAAUGACUGUCCAAAUGGGGAAGAUGAGAAAGAUUGUGAUAGAGUUACAACUACACAAGCUCCAGUUACAACAACUCUUUCCCUGGACUGUCGAGUUAAUGAAAUGUAUUGUACAGCCACAAAGAGCUGCAUUUUACUGAGUUGGAAAUGUGAUGGACAAAAUGACUGCCCUGAUGGUGAAGAUGAAAAAGAUUGUGAUUACAUACUUGACAAUUUUGAGAAACAAGACACAAGCUUUGUCAUUCAUGCAUUUCCAAAGGAAUUCUAUGUUCACAUACCACUGGAGACUUGUGCCAAAAAUUGUUUAUAUCAUCGAGAGUUUGUCUGUAAAGCAUUCCAUUAUUAUGAGAAGGACUACCAAUGCAAGUUGUUUGAUACAAUGAAGAGUCUGAGCCUUAGACCACUUUCCAGUGGAUCUUAUUAUGUACUUUCACAAAAGUGCACUUCCACAGACUUCCAAUGUGACAAUGGAAGAUGUAUUCCAGGGGAAGAAAAAUGUAAUGGAAGGGAUAACUGCAAUGAUUUUUCUGAUGAACAAGACUGUGGGAUUCCUGAAACGCUUGAGAUUCGACUUGCAGAUGGAGAAGAACAUUCUGGAAGAGUAGAGAUAAAAUAUCUUAAUGAAUGGGGUGUUGUGUGUGAUGACAAGUGGGACAUAAACGAUGCUAACGUUGUUUGUCGUAUGCUUGGAUACAAAUCUGCCAUCAAAGCUAUUCCUUUUUCCAAUUUUGGACCUGGAAAUGCAAACUUCUUACUAACCAAUGUUGAAUGUAUAGGAAAUGAAACAAGCUUGUUAGACUGUCCCAAAAGUCCAUGGCGUCAGCACAACUGCAAAAGGCAUGAGACUGCUAGCGUCAUAUGUAAAGCAAACAAAGGUUGCCCCCCAAAUCAGUUUGAAUGUGCUAACUCACAAUGUCGAAGUAUAAAAUAUAUAUGUGACAGAGUUGAUAAUUGUGGUGAUAACAGUGAUGAAAAAUAUUGCACUGCUUCAGUGAAAUUAGUCAACGGUACUAACCCUAGUAAUGGAAGGAUUCAAAUAACCAUCAAUAACAUUACUGGUACUAUAUGUGAUGACAAUUUUAACAACAAAGAGGCCACUGUCAUUUGCAAGCAGCUGGGAUAUAAAUCAGGAAUUGCUUUGCCAGGAGGUACCUAUGGAAAGGGUAAUGGUAUUAUUUGGUAUGAUGAGGUCAAUUGCUAUGGCAAUGAAAAUAGCAUUGAAUUUUGUAAUGGAAAUACUAAGGGUGAACAUGACUGUGACCACACAGAAGAUGUUGGUGUACAAUGUUACCGAGAUGCUAUAACAACAACUACUUUCCCUACAACAACCACUGUAGCAUCAACAACCACUGUGGCACCAGUCUGUGGCAAAGUAUCUCACCAAAUAAAGACCAAAUAUGCUAACAGAGCAAUUGACAAACCAUUCUACUCUAAACUAGUUAAUGAAGACACCGCAUAUGGCAUGUAUCCAUGGCAGGUGGCAGUUGAACAUAUUACUGGUGCAUAUUCGGAUUUUUACUACAGUACAGAAUAUUUUUGCGGGGGAACAAUCCUGCAUAAUGAUUGGAUCAUAUCAGCUGCCCAUUGUUUUGUGGGCAAAAAGAAAGAAAGCCUAAUCAUCAAAGUAGGAGAUCAUAACAAAAAGAUAUGGGAUACAUAUGAACAAACUUUCAAAGUCGCUGAACUGAUAAUUCAUGCUAAAUAUGACGAUAACUCAUAUGAUUAUGAUAUCGCUCUAAUUAAAAUAGAGCCAAAUAAGAAGGGUAAUGGAAUUGUUUUCAAUGAUUAUGUACAACCAGCCUGUUUACCAGACAAGAACACAACAUAUUUUGAAAGUGAAAGAUGUCAUAUUUCUGGAUGGGGAAACACAGGAAAAGCAUAUCCAUCAAUUCUCAAGGCAGCUACUGUUCCAUUAAUUGAAGCACAUCUAUGUAAAGCAAUGUACAAGAACAGUAUUACUCCACGUAUGAUAUGUGCAGGCUACGUGGAAGGUGGUCUUAAUAGCUGCCAAGGAGAUGAUGGUGGUCCUCUGGUCUGUAAUAAAGAUGGAGUCUAUACACUUACUGGAGUAACCUCUUGGGGAAAUGGUUGUGGCCAUCCAAGAAAUCCUGGGGUUUAUACCAAUGUCCUAGAACUCAACCUUGGAUUGAGUACAUAAUGAAAAAAUAUUCUUGAGAACACAAAUAAAUGCUAACAAUUGUAACUAUUCAGCUACUAACUACACAGCAAUGUCUUGUAAACAAGGUAACCUCCUCAUAAAAUCGAAAAUGAACAAAGAGAAUAAAACAAUAGCUUCAUUGAUUUCACCAAGCCAUAACUGGAAAAUGUUUUUAGAAAUGCCAUGAAAAAUAAUCAAAAGAGAAAACUGAUAUUUGUAAAAAGAAAAAUUUAAUAAAAUUCAGUCAAAAAUAA